Vittaforma corneae ATCC 50505 is the source of this 1209-nucleotide messenger RNA. RefSeq lists its product as uncharacterized. NCBI's taxonomy places the organism in Eukaryota, Fungi, Microsporidia, Nosematidae. Bases 1 to 1209 code for a protein of 402 amino acids. Gene Ontology annotation, cellular component: RNA polymerase III complex. Gene Ontology annotation, molecular function: single-stranded DNA binding. The transcript has a single exon. The record is from RefSeq and is a predicted model, not a curated record.
AUGUCACUUGAAGAGCUUAUACUCAGCGACUACGGAACAAUUCCAAAGACAAUAGGUAUGUUUCUCCUCAAAUGCAACUCAUCCACAUAUUUACAAAUUCAAUCGGCAACUAAACUUUCUGAUGAGGAUCUGACCGACGGUUUAUCUUUGCUCAUUCAACGAAGAAUUGUAAAGUUUUUUAUAUUUGAAAAGGUUUAUAAAUACAGUGUUUUAAAGAGCAUGAUAAAGAGAAGAAUGUAUUUUUCUGUGUACCUGAGUUACGUAUCGCAGAACUAUUCAUCAAAGCAUGCCAAGUACUUUUCAAAGAUUAUGGUCAAUGGAACAUUCAAGGAAACGGGCGAAAACAUGGAUAGUGAGACUAGCACGGUUGUAGAUGAUCUUAUAAAUGCAGGCAUAUUAAAAAUUGAAGUAUUUUCCACCAAAACAUCAGAAAUGGACUCGUGUAAUUCAUCAAAGCAGUUUAAGCCAUCCAACAAAUUUUUAACUGUAAAUUUUAGUUUGUUAGAUCAGAAGAUCUUUGAAGAAGAGACAGUCAAGUAUGUGUCGAGAAGAUACAACGAAGCAGCUGGUUCGGUAUUAAAGGCUCUUCUUAAGUGCGAGUCUGGCAAUAGAGACAGCAUUAUUGAUAACUUAGACUCAACUAAAGUUUUGAUCUCAGACAAAGGCUCUUUGGUUAAUGAAAGAGAAAAUAUAGAUGAGUAUCUGAAGUAUCUUUGCUCAGCUAAUGUAAUUACACAAGGAAUGGAUGAGAGGAAAUCGUACUUCUUCGGCUUACCCAAAAAUACCCUAAAAGCCUAUAAGCUGUCUUUAAUAAUUAAAGAUUCAAGUAUGAGAAGGAUUUUUAAUAUGAUUUUAAACAAGCCUCUAGUUGAAGACAAAGAUAUAACGAUUCGUUCAUUGCUAGGCAUUAAUAAAGUAAAAACAGCAUUGCUAUCUCUUCAGAGGCUUGGCAUGAUCUCACAGAGAUGUAUUGGCGAUUACACUUCUGGAUCUAGAAUUGAGCACUCAUGGUUUGUGGACACGAGCCACGCAUGCUUGUCCAUUUUAAAAAGAAUAGAAAAACAUAUUUGCGGUAAGCUUGAAAAGAUCAACGAAUGCUGGACCUUGAACUAUUUAAAUGAAGAUUGCAUGAACAACUACAAUGUAUGGACUUCGGAUUUUAUUUCACUUGCAACGGAUCAUCUAGUACUAAGCUAUGGAUUGAAUUAA